Messenger RNA from Cylicocyclus nassatus, 1738 nucleotides. NCBI's taxonomy places the organism in Eukaryota, Metazoa, Nematoda, Chromadorea, Rhabditida, Strongylidae. The record is from the annotation of a GenBank genome assembly.
AUGGGCUGCCUGCUGUCGCUCUUUCUCGUGACACCUUUUGCCACAAGAGCGUGUGAUUAUCGACCUCCUUCGAGCGACGAUGUAACCAUUGCGUUCACGGAAUAUCCCAGUGCAACUUUUGAGGACGCAAAGUAUCCUAAUGCACCCUACAAGGACACUGGAGGUUCCGAAACACGUAUAAGAGGAGGUGACGCGCAGUGGGAUUGGAUCCGAAUAGAGAUCGUCUAUGAUCGCACAUUUUGGCUGCUUAAUCAGGAGCAGCAGAAAACACUCGGAGGAUUAAUCAAAACAGCUCGCGACUACUUCGAGAGCACAAUCAAAGUAAAACGUUUGAGCUCGUUGCAGCUUGUCCCGCCUGUAGCAGGAUCUGUCAACAUUUGCCCGCAAUCUUUUACUAAAAUGAAGGCCAAUGAAUUGGACCAGUGGGAAGCUACAAUCAAACACGAACUCAUACAUGCUUUUGUAUUCUCCAACUCCCUUUAUCAACGAUUUCGCGUCCCAUUUAGAGGAGCAAAAAAUGCAGCACAUAAAUCAUUUAUAGUUGAACAGAUUGAGCGCUUAGAUUGGGAGAGCGCAAAAGGCAAAGGUUCGCACAGCGUUCUUAUGAUUGUUACACCUAAUGUAAAAAGAGAAGCUCAAAACUACUUCAAUUGUUCAAGUUUGGAAGGAGCUGAACUGGAAAGUCAAGGUUCCAGUGGGACAGCAGGUUCUCAUUGGGAGAAAAGAGUUUUAGAGAAUGAAGCAAUGACGGGUGUAACAACACAAGUUUUCGCGAUCAGUCGUAUCACUUUGGCACUUUUCGAAGACUCAGGAUGGUAUAAAGUAAAUUACGAUUUUGGAAAAGCCGAGAACAUGACUUUUGGAAAGGGAUUGGGAUGCAGCUUUGCAAAACAAAGCUGCAUGACUUGGAUCAAAACACAUUCCAAAGAUCCAUAUCCAUUUUGCAGAGUAUACGGAGACAUGAGAUGUACUGAUACUCGAAAAGCAAAAGUGCGUUGCAACUUGGACACUAAGAAGAAAAACGUAGAAAGCAAAUUCAAUUACAAUGCAAACAACUUAUACGUAGAUGCGAAAGGAAAUCCAGUGCACGGAUAUGGAUCUAUAGAACUAGCAGAUUUUUGCCCAUAUUACAGGGUGUACAACGACAUUUCAAGAGAAGACUCUGAUACACGAUGCACCCUUCCGCUCAACAUGAACUACAUCAACUACUCUCUCGAGGUGUUUUCUCCAACGGCUCGCUGCAUCGAGUUAGAUGGCGGUAUCAACGUUAGAAAUACAUACGGAUCUACAACUUGGACACACGCAGCAGGUUGCUACGAGCUUCCAAAUGAAUCAGUAUUCUGUGAGAACCAAGCGACCUCGGCAACGCCGGCAAAUCCAGCAACCUCAGCAACGCCGGCAACCUCGGCAACCAAUGCCGGCAACCCAUGGUCGUUCUCUAAAGGAACACUGUGCGACAAGAACUUGCUGUUUAUCAAGACUCAAAAAUCUAAGUUCUACCCAUGUUAUAGACAGGGGCAACUAAUCCAUGUCAAAAAGAGGUUACAUGGUAUCGGAACAGUAUCAACUCGCAUUAUCUGCCCCAAAUGCGCAGAGAUUUGUGGUGAGCAGCACUGUGCUCCGGAAAGAAGCGUCGCUAAGAAAAUUGGUGACGAGUGCCAAAAAAGUAACGUGAAUUCUGCUGUUGUCUUUUCUGCACUGAUUAGCAUAUUGUUAUGCUCUAAUAUCACAUAGCGUG